Messenger RNA from Enhydra lutris kenyoni (northern sea otter), 1245 nucleotides. It is a transcript of the gene SEPTIN3, whose product is annotated as septin 3. Lineage: Eukaryota; Metazoa; Chordata; Mammalia; Carnivora; Mustelidae. Gene Ontology annotation, molecular function: GTP binding; molecular adaptor activity; GTPase activity. The record is from RefSeq and is a predicted model, not a curated record. The coding region runs from base 96 to 1172 and encodes 358 amino acids. Gene Ontology annotation, cellular component: cell division site; microtubule cytoskeleton; presynaptic cytoskeleton. The transcript has 11 exons. Gene Ontology annotation, biological process: cytoskeleton-dependent cytokinesis.
GGGCUGCUCUGCCCAGGGGGAGCCCGCGCCCCGCUCAGCCUUGCAGCCCCGCGCCCUGAGCAUCUCCCCGGAGGAACGGAGACAAAGGAGGAUUCAUGUCCAAAGGGCUCCCAGAGACCAGGACGGACGCAGCCAUGUCAGAGCUGGUGCCUGAGCCCAGGCCUAAGCCGGCAGUGCCCAUGAAACCCAUGAGCAUCAACUCCAACCUGCUCGGCUACAUUGGCAUUGACACCAUCAUUGAGCAGAUGCGCAAGAAAACCAUGAAGACUGGUUUCGACUUCAACAUCAUGGUGGUUGGUCAGAGCGGACUGGGCAAGUCAACGCUGGUCAACACACUCUUCAAAUCCCAGGUGAGCCGCAAGGCCUCCAGCUGGAACCGGGAGGAGAAGAUUCCCAAGACCGUGGAGAUCAAAGCUAUUGGGCACGUGAUAGAGGAAGGCGGGGUCAAAAUGAAGCUGACUGUCAUCGACACCCCGGGCUUCGGAGACCAGAUCAACAAUGAAAACUGCUGGGAGCCCAUUGAGAAGUACAUCAAUGAACAGUACGAGAAGUUCCUGAAGGAAGAGGUCAACAUCGCCAGGAAGAAACGGAUCCCCGACACUCGUGUCCACUGCUGCCUCUACUUCAUCUCCCCCACGGGACACUCCUUGCGACCCCUCGAUCUGGAGUUCAUGAAGCACCUCAGCAAAGUUGUGAACAUCAUUCCGGUCAUUGCUAAGGCUGACACCAUGACCCUGGAGGAGAAGUCUGAAUUCAAGCAAAGGGUUCGAAAGGAGCUUGAAGUGAAUGGCAUUGAGUUCUACCCCCAGAAGGAAUUUGAUGAGGAUUUGGAGGACAAGACAGAGAAUGACAAAAUCCGGCAGGAAAGCAUGCCGUUCGCUGUCGUGGGAAGUGACAAGGAGUACCAAGUGAAUGGCAAGCGUGUCCUCGGCAGAAAAACUCCCUGGGGAAUCAUUGAAGUGGAAAACCUCAACCACUGUGAGUUUGCCUUGCUCCGAGACUUUGUCAUCAGGACCCACCUCCAGGACCUCAAGGAAGUGACACACAACAUCCACUACGAGACCUACAGGGCCAAGCGGCUCAAUGACAAUGGAGGCCUCCCUCCGGGAGAAGGCCUCCUGGGCACUGUCCUUCCACCUGUGCCAGCCACCCCCUGCCCCACUGCUGAAUGAAGGCCAUUUCAAGCACUGCUUCUCCCUCCAUUCCUCCCAGCUCUUAUUGCUGCUGGGCUAUGCCCAUUUUUAG